Molecule: messenger RNA, 1217 nt
Organism: Xenopus tropicalis (tropical clawed frog)
Lineage: Eukaryota; Metazoa; Chordata; Amphibia; Anura; Pipidae
Product: SLAM family member 8
Exons: 6
Coding region: 69-1028 (319 amino acids)
Cellular component (GO): membrane
Source: RefSeq, a predicted model, not a curated record
ACAGUAGUAAAACUGGAGCAUAACCUUGUUUCCUUAUUGUGGGAGCAUGUAGGGCUUCCACCCGAGGAAUGAGCCAGCCAUGGAUUACUCUGCUAGCCCUCGUCUUAUUCCCACGGCCCCCGCUCGGCUCAGAAGUACCUGACAUUCAGGUUAAUGGACUUGUAAAUGGAACAGUCAGGUUUCUGCACCAUUUUGGCACAAACUCUACAACCCAAUGCACCGUAUGGAGGACAACGAAGGAAGAAAAGGUGGAAGUGGCUGAAUACAGAAGUAACAGAUUUACAACGACCAAUCAAUUAUACCAGAACCGAACAAGCUUCAGUAAAUCAGAAUUAACGAUUAAUAACCUGAGUAAGGAGGACAGUGGGCAAUAUACUAUAUCCUGCUGGCCUUCCCCCAAUUCUGCAACAAAGAAGAAGAACUACAUGCUUACUGUUCAUGAACCUCUACCUCCUCCAACCAUCAAUAAAACCCUAAGGGGAUGUAAUGCUACUGGAUGUAGCUUCACCCUUCAGUGUCUCACCCCAAACACCUCAUCCAAUGUGUCGUGCCGUUGGGAGAUCCUACAUCACUCCUUUAAUGAAUGUACCAUCCAAGUCCUGCUGGCAUUCUCUUCACUGGGCACAGAGUACGUCUGCUUCAUAAGCAACCCUGCCGGAAAGCAAGUUGCCUCAGUCACUGCUUGGCAGUUGUGUUCUGUUUCAGGCAAGAUUAUGAUGCAGUGUUUCAUCUGGGGACAUUGGCUACUAAUUGUACUGGGAUUGAUUGUUACAGUCCUUCUUGCAAUUGCUCUUGUGAAACAUACACUAUAUAAAACGCGAUGCACGAAGAAGAGGAAAGAUAGUAAAGAUGAAUCCAAAAUUCUACUGAAUAAGAACAAGAAAGAUGGGCCUAAACAAGCCAGACAGGUGGGAAACAUAUCAGUAGAGCCAAAAGCCGGGCUGAUGAAACAAAUGAAACAACGUAUAUCAAGCAAAAAGAAGAAAAGGCAAAUGAGAGAUACAGAGAGAACCCAGACUGGCCAGUGAAUACAAACAUGGGAAUAUUUACCAAAAGGACAUGGGAAAAUUCCCUGCAUAUUGUCCAAGAUCAAGAUCAAACCGUCCUACUAGGGACAUUUCAUUUGUGUAGACAUUUGUCCUCUAAUGUAUAAUGUAAAUAGUUACUGAAAUUGAUCUUUUCCUUAGGAAAAAAUAAAAUUUGAUAUUGCAAACUCA